Molecule: messenger RNA, 1839 nt
Organism: Lichtheimia ornata
Lineage: Eukaryota; Fungi; Mucoromycota; Mucoromycetes; Mucorales; Lichtheimiaceae
Exons: 3
Coding region: 1-1839 (612 amino acids)
Biological process (GO): anatomical structure morphogenesis; cell differentiation; regulation of transcription by RNA polymerase II
Molecular function (GO): DNA-binding transcription factor activity, RNA polymerase II-specific; RNA polymerase II cis-regulatory region sequence-specific DNA binding
Source: RefSeq, a predicted model, not a curated record
AUGCACGGCCCAAUGUAUUCACAACCACCAGCACCAGCACCCCAUCCUUUCGGAACCCAUCAAGCCGAUCCUGCAGCAGCAGCAGCGGCAGCAGCUACUGCCACCACCCAUCAUCAUAACAAUGUCUCGACACCUACAACCAAUAGCACAAAUCAAGGCUUUUAUACACAGCUACCACCCAUCACAACAGCGGCUGUCAAUCCAAUGUCCGCAGCAGCAGCCCACUUUGCUGCAACCGAUUUGCCUGAACCUAAUGGUGGAAGCCUUAGCAUGCUUGACCACAACAAUACACAUCAUGAUGACAUGGAUUCACGUAGAUCCAUUUCCACCACCAGCUCUUACUCAGCCGCAAGUAUGGGUGGUCAUGGCUCAUGGAUGUAUCCAACACCACAUCAACAGCUGCCGGCUGUUCCUAAAGAUAGCAUUUCGCCAUCGGCAUCAUCCACACACGAGUUGCCAUAUCAUGGACAACCAACACCCACACCAUCAUGUGAAAAAGCAAGCACAAGCAGCAGCAGCACUGCUACACAUCCCAAGCGACAUCGCACCCCAUCAACCAAGGACAUCCACGUGGAAAAGAAUACCGAGGGCAAGCCACCUUACUCAUAUGCCACUCUCAUCAAAUACGCAAUCGAAAAUAGCCCACAAAAGAAGCUUACUUUGAGUGAAAUUUACCAGUGGGUGAUUGAACACUAUCCUUACUACAGCACAGCUGGCACUGGUUGGAAGAACUCUAUCCGCCACAACCUUUCGUUAAACAAGAGCUUUGUACGUGUGGCACGACCGAUUAAUGAGCCUGGCAAAGGAUCAUAUUGGGUGGUUGACUAUAAUGCCGUUGAAGCUGAACACCGUUCUCGUUACUCAAUGUCUAUGCGUGGUGGUCGUAAUAGCCGUUCUGGAAGUGAUCCUGCUCCCUCACCUUAUCGUCCUGAAUCAUGGUCAUCAUCACUCAACCCUGGUGCCACAACUUCUGCAGCUGCCGCUAGUGGUCGACGAUACCGUGAUGGUCGUUCUUUAUCCGCUGAUGCAAAUGCUUUGUCAAUGUUGCCACAACAACCACAUACCACCAACGCAGCUGCUGUUGCUGCUGCUGCUUCAAAUACAUAUGGUUACUAUCCUUACUACAACAGGCCUCACUUUGGUCAUUAUCAUCCAUCACCAACACAACAGCAACAACCACAAACACCUCAUCAUCAUCAUCACCACCAUCAUCAUCAUCAUCCACAAAUGCAUCCACUCCAGCGACCUGUUGAUAGCUUUUCCACUCGCUCUACCACGAGCGGCGGCCCGUGCGCUCAACCAGGAGUAUCCAGCAUGGAUGUGUACAUGGAAGAUGUUACCUUAGGGCAUCCACCUCAUCAUCAUUGCCAUCACCAUCAUCGCCCUUCAUCAUCAUCGGCAUCUUUGCAGCAUCAGCCUCUCACGAUGCCAUCGGAAACGAUGUAUGAUACGACUACCCACGGCAAUAGUAAUAUGUAUGCAUAUGCAUACGGGCAUGCAGCAUCAUCGCAGCAGCAACAACAACCCCCAUUGUCGUCGUCAUCAUCAUCUAGGGUACCAUCCCCCAUACAAAACAACAGUAGCACUGCCGGUAUUGUAUCAGAUCAAGGUGUCCAUGCAUAUAACGCCACGUCAACACAAGCAUCGGCCGAUUCGGGUGCAGAUAACAACAACGAUGCUAGCCUCCCAUCAUCCCCCUCCACUACCAAAUCACUCUCAUCCACGUCUCCAUCCUGGAAUCAUCAUCUUGACAAGGCACCCAAACACCUUGACACUGCUGUUGCCUUUGAUGCCUCCAAUCAAGUACCAUCACCUUUACCUGCAGCAUGGCCCUUGUAA